Molecule: messenger RNA, 2808 nt
Organism: Colletotrichum higginsianum IMI 349063
Lineage: Eukaryota; Fungi; Ascomycota; Sordariomycetes; Glomerellales; Glomerellaceae
Product: Lon protease-like protein
Exons: 4
Coding region: 1-2808 (935 amino acids)
Biological process (GO): protein processing; protein targeting to peroxisome; protein quality control for misfolded or incompletely synthesized proteins
Cellular component (GO): peroxisomal matrix
Molecular function (GO): ATP binding; ATP-dependent peptidase activity; serine-type endopeptidase activity
Source: RefSeq, a predicted model, not a curated record
AUGGCGCGAUCUCAAACAACCACCCUCCCCGUCAUCCCCCUCGCCCGUGGCACCAUCCUUCUGCCGGGCGUUGCACACCGCAUCCCCGUCACCGCCGCCCGCCCCGACAUCCCCGCUCUCCUCGCCAACGUGUACACCCGCGCCGCCUCCGCCGCCCCGAACGAGCGCAUCGACGCCAUCCCCAUCGCUUGCGUCCCCGUUUCCUCCCCCUUUGUCGGUCCCAAUGGCCAACUCCUCAUUCAAGAUGCCGAUCAGAUGGACGAGUCUCUCAUCAAGGAGGUCGACCCGGGAACCGCCCGCAAGUCCGACCUCUUCAACUACGGUGUCGCCGCCCGUAUCACCGGCAUCGAGGGGAGGGGCACAGCCGAGUUCGCUUUGCGUGUAGAGGGUAUUGCGAGAGUCCGUGUAGAGAAGGUCACCCAGGAGAGGCCGCACUUUGAAGCCAAGGUCAAGUACUUCCAUGACGAAGUCGCCACGGACGCCCAGAUGCAAGAACUCUUCUCCCUCCUCAAGCUGAGGUCGAGAGAACUCGUAACGAUCCUUCGCAUAUCCGCACUCCUUCCCAGAAGCCCAGAUAGCCCCGGCGGCCUGUCGCCCCUGUUGACUCGGAGGCUCGAAAUGUUCAUCAAUAAGAAGGAGCUAAAGGAAGCCGGUCAACUUGCCGACUUCAUGGCCAAUAUCGUUGAGGCCUCGUAUGAGGAGAAGCUCGAGGUUCUGGCCGCCCUCGACGUCAAGGUCCGCCUGUCCAAGGUCAUUGAGCUGCUGGACCGUCAGGUUAGCGGCAUCAAGAACAACUUCAAGAUCACCACAUUCACCAGUGUGCCCGUGCAAUUCCUCGACAAGAUCAACGACAAGGCUUCACGUCGCGUCGGUUCCAACGGCGCUGCGGUACCGCCCAACACCAUGUUUCCCCCCGGCCCCAACGGCGUCAUAGGCCCGAACCAGGACGACGAACAGGAGCCCAACGAGCUGGAAGAGCUCAAGAAGAAGCUGGACAAGGCCGGGCUUCCCCCUGACGCGGCCAAAAUGGCCGACAGGGAGCUGCGAAGGCUCAAGAAAAUGAUGCCUGGCAACCAAGAAUACCAGGUCACUCGGACAUGGCUGGACGUGCUUGCCGAGAUUCCUUGGUCUGCGACCACAGACGACAGGCUGGGGCCCGACACACUUGCCAGAGCCCGAAAGCAGCUGGACGAGGAUCACUAUGGCCUGGACAAGGUCAAGAAGCGCCUGAUCGAGUAUCUGGCCGUGCUCCGGCUCAAGCAGUCCAUCAACGACAAUGUUGACGAGCAGAUCAAGAAGGCAGAGCAGGAGGCAGUCCCUCCCAAGUCCGAGACGGAGGAGGAGUCCCAGAAGAAGGAGGCCGCCGAUGCUGACUUGGAGGAGCGCACGAAGCUAGCCAACACCAAGAUCGACGUGCUCCGAUCAAAGCGAAUGGUCGACAGGUCCCCCAUCAUGCUGUUGGCCGGCCCUCCUGGUGUAGGCAAGACAAGUCUGGCCAGGUCUGUCGCCACGGCCCUGGGCCGGAAGUUCCACCGUAUCUCGCUUGGCGGUGUCAGAGAUGAAGCCGAGAUCCGCGGUCAUCGACGGACCUACGUGGCAGCCAUGCCCGGUCUAAUUGUUCAGGGCUUGAGAAAGGUCGGCGUGGCGAACCCUGUGUUCCUCCUCGACGAGAUAGACAAGUUGGGCAUGUCCAACCACCAGGGGGACCCGUCCGCAGCCAUGCUUGAGGUCCUGGAUCCUGAGCAGAACAACUCGUUCACGGACCACUACGUCGGUUUGCCCGUUGACCUUAGCAAGGUCUUGUUCAUCGCCACCGCCAACAGCCUCGACACCAUUCCUGCGCCGCUCCUCGACAGGAUGGAGACAAUCUAUCUGCCGGGCUACACGACGCUCGAGAAACGCCACAUCGCCAUGCAACACCUUGUGCCUAAGCAGAUCCGGGUCAACGGGCUCUCCGAGGACCAAGUCAACUUUGACAAGGAUGUCGUGUCCAAGAUUAUUGAGUCAUACACUCGUGAAUCAGGGGUUCGCAACCUUGAGCGCGAGAUUGGCUCCGUCUGUCGUGCCAAGGCCGUCGAGUUUGCCGAAGCCAAGGAUGGGGGGCAGCUCGAGACGUACAGGCCGCAACUGACGGUCAACGACAUUGAGGAAAUCCUGGGCAUAGAAAAGUUCGAGGAAGAAAUUGCCGAGAAGACGAGCAAACCAGGCAUCGUGACGGGUCUGGUGGCGUACAGCUCGGGCGGUAACGGCAGUAUCCUGUUCAUCGAGGUUGCCGACAUGCCUGGAAACGGCAGCGUGCAGCUUACCGGCAAGCUGGGAGACGUCCUCAAGGAGAGCGUCGAGGUCGCCCUGUCGUGGGUCAAGGCCCACGCGUACGAGCUGGGCCUGACAUCGGAGCCGGCCGCCAACAUCAUGAAGGAGCGCAGCAUCCACGUCCAUUGCCCCUCGGGUUCGAUUCCCAAGGACGGGCCCAGCAGCGGGAUGGCACAGGCGAUUGCCCUUAUUUCCUUGUUUUCCGGCAAACCAGUCCCUCCCACGAUGGCCAUGACGGGUGAAAUCUCUUUGCGGGGCCGUGUAACUGCCGUCGGAGGCAUCAAGGAGAAGCUCAUCGGCGCCCUCCGAGCCGGCGUCAAGACGGUUCUUCUCCCUGCGCAGAAUCGGAAGGAUGUAAAAGAUCUCCCCCAGGAGGUCAAGGACGGCCUGGAGAUCCUUCACGUCAAUCAUGUCUGGGAGGCCAUCCGGCUCGUCUGGCCCGAUUCCCAGUGGCCCGGCGCUGAGCCCUUCCCGCCCAUUGAGAGUCGGCUGUAA